AUGGCGCGGCGGUGGCGGCCGUCGCACCUUGUGUUCGUCGCGGGGGUGGCCUAUCUCAUCCUCAUCUCCCUCAAGUUCCGCCGCGUCCUCGACCUUGCCACCGCCGACCUCGCCGCUGUUGACUCCGCCUUCUCCUCCCCAUCCUCCACCGACCACCUUCCCCCUCUCCUCCCAGGCAACUCGUCCUCCUCCAAUGCCACCCUGUUCCAGGUCCAGCCCUUCUGGCACCGCUACGACCGCGUCUCCCUCCCCGACAUCGCCGCUCGCAACCGCUCCGCGCUCGACCGCAUGGCCGACGACGCCUGGUCGCUCGGGCUCACCGCCUGGGAGGACGCCGCAGCCUUCGCCGGGGACCCCUGGGAGCUCGCCGCCGUCGAUGCCGCCUCUACCGACAAGUGCCCCGCCGCCGUCUCCGUGCGCGCGCGGGGGAGGGUCGUCUUCCUGCCCUGCGGCCUCGCCGCUGGCUCCGCUGUCACCGUCAUCGGCACGCCUAGGUCAGCGCACAAGGAAUACGUGCCGCAGCUCGCCAGGAUGCGCCAGGGGGACGGGACCGUGCACGUCUCGCAGUUCAUGGUCGAGCUGCAGGGCCUGCGCGCCGUUGACGGCGAGGACCCACCCAGGAUACUGCACCUUAACCCCAGGCUGAGGGGGGACUGGAGCCAGCGCCCCAUCAUCGAGCACAAUACCUGCUACCGGAUGCAGUGGGGCUCCGCACAGCGCUGUGACGGCUUGCAGCCCGAGGACAACGACGACAAGGUCGAUGGGUUCACCAAAUGUGAGAAAUGGAUACGUGAUGAUAUUGUUGACACAAAAGAGUCCAAGACAACUUCAUGGCUAAAGAGGUUCAUAGGGCGUGCAAAGAAACCGGCAAUGACAUGGCCAUUCCCUUUUGUGGAAGACAGGCUAUUUGUUCUUACUAUACAAGCUGGUGUUGAAGGUUUCCACAUAUAUGUUGGUGGUCGACAUGUGACAUCUUUCCCUUAUCGACCAGGGUUCACUCUUGAAGAUGCAACAGGAUUAUAUGUUAAGGGUGAUGUGGAUGUCCAUUCAGUUUAUGCCACUGCUCUUCCUAUGUCUCAUCCCAGUUUUUCCCUUCAACAAGUCCUUGAAAUGUCAGACAAAUGGAGGUCCCAACCACUGCCAAGAGAUCCAGUUUACCUUUUUAUCGGAAUACUUUCGGCAUCAAAUCAUUUUGCUGAGCGCAUGGCUGUGAGAAAAACUUGGAUGCAAACUUCAGAAAUUAAGUCUUCUAAAGUAGUCGCACGAUUCUUUGUAGCACUGAAUUCGAGGAAAGAGGUCAAUGUGAUGCUGAAGAAAGAAGCUGAAUACUUCGGAGAUAUUGUCAUUUUGCCAUUUAUAGAUCGUUAUGAACUGGUAGUUCUUAAGACAAUCGCUAUUUGCGAGUAUGGGGUCCAGAACUUGACAGCGGCCCAUGUCAUGAAAUGUGACGACGAUACAUUUGUGAGGGUAGAUGUGGUUCUCAGACAUAUCAAGAUGAACUCCCUUGGCAAACCAUUAUACAUGGGGAACCUUAACCUCUUGCAUAGACCACUGAGAACUGGGAAAUGGGCAGUUACGGAGGAGGAGUGGCCUGAAGAUAUCUAUCCGCCUUAUGCUAAUGGACCCGGUUAUGUAAUUUCUGGUGGCAUAGCAAAAUUCGUCGUGUCUCAGCAUGCCAAUCAGAGUUUAAGGCUAUUCAAGAUGGAGGAUGUAAGUAUGGGGCUAUGGGUUGAAAAAUUCAAUUAUACCAUGCCUGUCAGGUAUUCUCAUAGCUGGAAGUUCUGCCAGUAUGGUUGCCUCGAGAACUACUACACUGCGCACUAUCAGUCGCCAAGGCAAAUGCUAUGCUUGUGGGACAAGUUGGUUCGUGGUCGCCCAUCCUGCUGCAAUUACAGAUAG
This is a messenger RNA of Triticum turgidum subsp. durum (durum wheat), 1899 nucleotides long. The record is from the annotation of a GenBank genome assembly. NCBI's taxonomy places the organism in Eukaryota, Viridiplantae, Streptophyta, Magnoliopsida, Poales, Poaceae.